This is a messenger RNA of Onychomys torridus (southern grasshopper mouse), 600 nucleotides long. RefSeq names its product interferon lambda-2-like. The record is from RefSeq and is a predicted model, not a curated record. Gene Ontology annotation, molecular function: cytokine activity. Lineage: Eukaryota; Metazoa; Chordata; Mammalia; Rodentia; Cricetidae. Bases 1 to 600 code for a protein of 199 amino acids. Gene Ontology annotation, biological process: positive regulation of immune response; innate immune response; cell surface receptor signaling pathway via JAK-STAT. The transcript is spliced from 6 exons.
AUGAAGCCAGAAACAGCUGGGGGCCGCGUGCUCCUCCUGCUGCUGCUGGCCGCGGUGCUGACGGGAACCCGCGCUGAUCCUGUGCCCAGGGCGACCAGGCUCCCACCAGAUGCAAAGGAUUGCCACAUAGCCCGGUUCAAGUCUCUGUCCCCGCAAGUGCUGCAGGCCUUCAAGAAGGCCAAGGAUGCCAUAGAGGAGUGGCUGCUCAAGAAGGCUGUGAGGUGCAGCUCCCAUCUCUUCCCCAGGGCCUGGGACCUGCAGCAGCUGCAGGCCCAGGAGCGCCCCAAGGCCUUGCAGGCUGAGCUGGCCCUGACACUGAAGGUCCUAGAGAACAUGACUGACUCAGCCCUGGUUCCCAUCCUGGAACAGCCUCUUCACACCCUGCGCCACAUCCACUCACAGCUGCAGGCCUGUACACAGCCUCAGCCCACAGCAGAGCCCAGGCCUCUGAGCCGCCGCCUCUCACGCUGGCUGCACAGGCUCCAGGAGGCCCAGAGGAAGGAGACCCCCGGCUGCCUGGAGGCCUCUGUCACUUUCAACCUCUUCCGCCUGCUCACCCGGGACCUGAAGUGUGUGGCCAGUGGAGAUCAGUGUGUCUGA